This is a messenger RNA of Rhinocladiella mackenziei CBS 650.93, 1053 nucleotides long. RefSeq lists its product as uncharacterized. Gene Ontology annotation, molecular function: methyltransferase activity. Bases 1 to 1053 code for a protein of 350 amino acids. The transcript has a single exon. The record is from RefSeq and is a predicted model, not a curated record. Lineage: Eukaryota; Fungi; Ascomycota; Eurotiomycetes; Chaetothyriales; Herpotrichiellaceae.
AUGUCUCAGUCUCCCAAGGAAAGUGCGCAGCCUUUUACUUCCCGUUGCUCCACCGCCACAACUUCGGAGCAGGCCCCUCAAGAUGUCGCGGACAAUCAAUCUGGAACAAUUACACAGGAAGUGCCCAUGAUACUACCAGACUUGGACAUCACGGAUGAGGCGUACGCCGAAAGCACAAGCACCAGUUAUGUCACUUCAAUCGCUUCCGAAAUAUCCAGAGGGAUUCUGGAGAAUGAACGGUUGUAUCCACAAUACGGUCAACACAGCUAUGGGAUGCCAGUUGACGAAGCAGAAAUGGACCGUAUGGAUCUUCAACACCGCAAAUAUGAAAUGCUCAUCGGCGACAAGCACUUCCUUGCUCCCAUCGGCAAUCAACCGCAACGAAUUCUCGAUCUUGCCACGGGCACUGGAAUCUGGGCGCUUGACGUGGCCGACUUAUAUCCAUCUGCACAGGUCCUUGGAGUUGAUAUUGCACCGAUCCAGCCAAAAUGGGUGGCGCCAAAUUGUUCAUUUGAGAUUGAUGACAUUGAAGACACCUGGACCUACCGAAAAGACAGUUUUGAUUUUAUUCAUUUACGCGACCCGUUGUAUGUGGUUCGAGACUGGCCAAAACUGAUGCGACAGGCAUUUGAACACACACGACCAGGUGGAUGGUGUGAGUUGGCCUCGGUGUAUCCAGCUGCCAUGUGUGAUGACGGAUCAAUGCCCGACCACUCAAUGUUCAAGUACAUCUGCGACAAAUUCAUCGAAGCAUCUUAUGGAUUACAAGCACCUUUGGAUUGUUGUCUUCGAUUUGCCGAAUAUCUACGCAAUGCAGGAUACGUCGACGUUGUCGAACACAUAUUCAAGAUCCCAACAUCACCGUGGCCGAAGGAUAAACGUAUGAAGAAGAUUGGAGCGUUGGAGAUGACAAACUUGGUCGCGGGAGCCACGGCUUUUGGACUGCGUGUCUUCUCACACAGCUUCGGUUGGACCCGGGAAGAAACAGAACUGGCAAUGGUGGACUUUCGACGAGAUGUCAAGAAUCGGAAUUGGCAUCAAUAUGUUCGAUAG